This is a messenger RNA of Indicator indicator, 1378 nucleotides long. It is a transcript of the gene KYAT1, whose product is annotated as kynurenine aminotransferase 1. Gene Ontology annotation, molecular function: L-kynurenine:2-oxoglutarate transaminase activity; pyridoxal phosphate binding. Gene Ontology annotation, biological process: biosynthetic process. The transcript has 13 exons. The record is from RefSeq and is a predicted model, not a curated record. Bases 62 to 1339 code for a protein of 425 amino acids. Lineage: Eukaryota; Metazoa; Chordata; Aves; Piciformes; Indicatoridae. Gene Ontology annotation, cellular component: cytoplasm; mitochondrion.
CCACUUCUCACCAGGGACGAAGAGCAGCACUGCAAGGAGCUCCCAUCCCAGCCAGGCAAAGAUGUCAAGAGCAGUGCAAGCUCGAAGGCUGGAGGGCAUAGAUAAGAACAUCUGGGUGGAGUUUGUAAAGCUGGCUGCCACCUAUGCCAAGGUGAACCUGGGCCAGGGCUUCCCUGACUUCCCCCCACCAGACUUCCUGAAGGAGGCCUUUGUGAGAGCCCUGAGUGGGGAGGACCAGAUGCUGCACCAGUACACCCGAGCCUUCGGACACCCACCUCUGGUGAAGGUCCUAGCCCAGUUUUUUGGAAAGCUGCUUGGACGAGAGCUGGAUCCUAUGACCAAUGUGAUAGUGACUGUGGGCGCCUACCAGGCCCUUUUCUGCUGCUUCCAGGCAUUUGUGGAGGAAGGGGAUGAGGUGAUCAUCAUUGAGCCCUUCUUCGACUGCUACGAGUCCAUGGUGAGGAUGGCUGGGGGCACCCCCGUGUUUGUCCCACUCAGACUGAAAACUCCGGAAGCUGGCAGCUUGAUGUCUAGUGCAGACUGGCAGCUGGACCCAGCUGAGCUGGCUUCUAAAUUCAGCAGUCAGACAAAAGCUAUCGUCCUGAACUCACCCAACAACCCUCUGGGCAAGGUGUUCGGGCGCAGGGAGCUGGAGCUGGUGGCUGCGCUGUGCGAGCGGCACGGAGCGCUGUGCAUCAGCGAUGAGGUCUACGAGUGGUUGGUGUACGACGGCCGGCAGCACCUCCGCAUCGCCAGCCUGCCGGGGAUGUGGGAGCGCACGGUGACCGUCGGCAGCUCCGGGAAAACCUUCAGCGUCACUGGCUGGAAGGUGGGCUGGGCGCUGGGCCCCGACCGGCUGCUGCAGCACCUCCGCACCGUGCAUCAGAACUCUGUGUAUCACUGCGCCACAGCCGCGCAGGAGGCUGUGGCUCAGGGUUUCCAGAGGGAGCUUGAGCUCUACGGGAAGGCAGAGAGCUACCUUGUGCAGCUGCCCAGGGAGCUGCAGCAGAAGAGGGACUGGCUGGUGCAGAGCCUGGCUGCAGUGGGCAUGAAGCCCAUCGUGCCUGAGGGCACCUAUUUCUUGGUGGCAGACAUCUCUCAGUUCAAGUCUGAUGUCCCUGAGGGCCCCAGCUCUGACGAGCCCUAUGACGCCAGGUUUGCCAAGUGGAUGGUCAAGAACAAGGGUCUUGCUGCCAUCCCACUCUCAGCUUUCUUCUGCAAUGCCCACAAGGGCAGCUACAGCCACUUCCUGCGUUUCUGCUUCGCCAAGGAGGAAGCCACUCUGAAGGCAGCAAACGACAUACUGCAAGCAUGGAAACAGGAGAAGAGCAGCCCCUGAGUGCCCUGCAGAGGGAACCAAGCUCUCCUUGGGCCUCGA